This is a messenger RNA of Hyla sarda, 2554 nucleotides long. RefSeq names its product carbonic anhydrase 15-like. The record is from RefSeq and is a predicted model, not a curated record. The transcript is spliced from 8 exons. Gene Ontology annotation, molecular function: zinc ion binding; carbonate dehydratase activity. Gene Ontology annotation, cellular component: plasma membrane. NCBI's taxonomy places the organism in Eukaryota, Metazoa, Chordata, Amphibia, Anura, Hylidae. The coding region runs from base 38 to 1051 and encodes 337 amino acids.
AUGAGACUGGGCAGUCUACCUGGUUGUGGGACAACUGAUGGUCAGUAUCUGCACAACUCUACAGUGUCCCUUUCCAGAAUACAAGUUCAACAUGAACAUCUUUCAGCUCUGUGUGACUUUAAUAACUUAUCCCUUCAUUAUACAGGUUUCUGGAGGAGGUCAAUGGUGUUACAACUCUCAAAACCCAAUGUGUGGUCCUGAUCACUGGAAAGACAUUAGCCAUAAUUGUGGAGGUGACCAUCAAUCUCCUAUCAAUAUUGAAAAGGCAAAAGUAAAGAGAGACAACCACCUAGAUGACAUUACAUUCCAGGGAUAUGAUCAUGCUCCACCGGGCCAGUGGAAACUGAUGAAUGAUGGACAUUCGGUUUUGCUAAGUCUCUCCGGAGACAUUUAUAUCAGUGGAACAGGACUACCAAAUAAAUACAAAGCAUUACAAUUCCACUUCCACUGGGGAAGUCCUAACAAGGAUGGGUCAGAGCAUACAGUAGAUGGGAAGCAGUUCCCUAUUGAGUUGCAUAUUGUUCACAUGAAUACUAAAUUUAGCAGCAUCACAGAAGCCAAGAAGGAUCCCGAGGGCCUGGCAGUAUUAGGCAUUCUAAUCACAGUAGGAGAAGCUGAGAAUCCCAGUUAUAGUACAUUGGUGGCAGCUAUGAAGAAUGUGUCUUUAGAAGGAGACUUUAUUGAGAUUCCAUCGUUUGCACUGGAAAGCAUCCUUCCACCCCAGAAUAAGUUGUCCCGGUACUAUCGAUACCAAGGCUCCCUCACAACUCCUGACUGCUCAGAGGCCGUCAUUUGGACAGUCUUUGAGCAUCCAAUUUCCAUAAGUCAAACCCAGCUUCGAAUCCUGACAGACACAGCCUAUUUCACUGCUCAGGGAGAGGCUCUGCUAAAAAUAAAAGAUAAUUUCCGACCACCUCAGCCACUUAAGGGUCGCAAAGUAUCAGCUUCUAAGGAUGCCACUGUCAGCUCCUCAGCUGCCCUCCGGACCUCAGUGUUAACCCUGACUCUGUUAUACUUGAAUCUGAUUUUUAUUGAAAAAGUUUAUGUAUAAAUGAAGUUACGGAGAAAAAUAACCCCAACAAAGACACAACCUAAUGACUCCCCCCUAACCCCUAGACACGAAUCUUGUUCAGAAGAAAAGAAGAGGUGCAUCACCCCAGGUAUAUAAUCACAAUCAAGUCUACAAUAUGACAAGGAGUCCCCUAACCAGGAUUCAGAUCCUAACAGGCAAGUACUAUACAGAAAUCCCUGAAACAACAUUUAUAGACAGGAGAAUCAAUUCACCUAAACCUAGGGACACCUUCUCCUAUGGGCAUCUGCAAGAAUAGAAAAGGUUUCCAAAGAUGAUCAUAGGAUUUGUUGAGUGUAUCAACCCUGGGGCCCCAAAUAGAUUCCAAUACAGAAUAUUCCCCAGGAUUUUGUAUAUCCCUUUCUCUAGCAUGAUGAAUGUACAUAUGAGCCCAACAAUGGCGGGAGGUGAAGGCUGGAUCCAAAAUUUGUCAAUUAGCUUCCGAGCCUGGUAUAGAAUUUUACCAAUGUCAAUCUUACCCCAUCUAAAUCAUCCCCCAUUUCUGGCAGAACCAGUAAAUAGACCCUGGGAUCAGUAGGGACAGCAAUCUAAUACAUCCUCCUGGUCAGCUGUAAAAUAUGUCUCCAAAAUCACUCUACAACAGGGCACGACCACAUCAUGUAAACAAUAUGGGCACUGGCAAUCAGAAAAAAUACAUACGAUGUAGAAAACGUAGUGUUCAUUAUACACGGAGAAGUAGACAUAAAUGGGAAAGCCUAUAUGGCUCAGAUACUGCCAAAACAGGAGUCGUCUCUGGAAUCUCAGACCGCUGUACCUUGGACAAGGGACUAAAUCUUGUUCCAAUUUCUCCUUAAAGGGGUACUCCGCGGGAAAACAUUUUUUUUUUAAAUCAACUGAUGCCAGAAAGUUAAACAGAUUUGUAAAUUACUUCUAUUCAAAAAUCUAAAUCCUUCCAAUACUUAUCAUCUGCUGUAUACUCUAGAGGAAGUUCUUUUCUUUUUGAAUUUCUUUUCUGUCUGACCACAGUGCUCUCUGCUUACACCUCUGUCCAUUUUAGCAACUGUCCAGAGCAGGAGAGGUUUGCUAUGGGGAUUUGCCCCUACUCUGGACAGUUCCUAAAAUGGACAGAGGUGUCAGCAGAGAGCACUGUGGUCAGGCAGAAAAGAAAUUCAAAAAGAACUUCCAGUGGAGCAUACAGUAGCUGAGGAGUACUGGAAGGAUUAAAGGGGUAUUCCAGGCAAAAACUUUUUUUUAUAUAUCAACUGGCUCCGGAAAGUUAAACAGAUUUGUAAAUUACUUCUAUUAAAAAAUCUUAAUCCUUCCAAUAGUUAUUAGCUUCUGAAGUUGAGUUGCUGUUUUCUGUCUAAUUGCUUUCUGAUGACUCACGUCCCGGGAGCUGUCCAGCUCCUAUGGGGAUAUUCUCCCAUCAUGCAAGGGAUAUUCUCCCAUCAUGCACAGCUCCUGUGGCGUGACAUCAUCAUUGAGCAGUUAGACAGAAAACUUCAGAAGCUAAUAACUAUUGGA